Messenger RNA from Orcinus orca (killer whale), 3075 nucleotides. It is a transcript of the gene TXNRD2, whose product is annotated as thioredoxin reductase 2. The coding region runs from base 1302 to 2768 and encodes 488 amino acids. NCBI's taxonomy places the organism in Eukaryota, Metazoa, Chordata, Mammalia, Artiodactyla, Delphinidae. Gene Ontology annotation, cellular component: cytosol; mitochondrion. Gene Ontology annotation, molecular function: flavin adenine dinucleotide binding; glutathione-disulfide reductase (NADPH) activity; thioredoxin-disulfide reductase (NADPH) activity. Gene Ontology annotation, biological process: cell redox homeostasis; glutathione metabolic process; cellular response to oxidative stress. The record is from RefSeq and is a predicted model, not a curated record. The transcript is spliced from 18 exons.
GUCCCACGCAUGACAACAUGCUCCCCACCACAUCCCUGCAGGGACCAUCCCCCAGACCCUACCCCUGGACUGCCCCACAGGGAAUGAGUGCUGAGGUGCUGGAGCAGGGACAGGGGGAGGGCUCCUUCACAGAUAGGGUGCUGUGGGAGGAAUAUUGGCAGCCCUGGCCAGCUGUGUGCCACCCUGGCCUUGGGGAGCAGGGCUAGGUAGCCCUGCGGAGUCUGGGGAGGCGGUCACCAGCUCCUGAGGUGGGGACGGAGGGCUGCUCUUGGUGGCUUUGCUGGCCCCUGGGCCCCCCCUUGCUGCACGUGUCAGGCAGGACCUUCACGAUUAAAGCCCUCAGCCCUCAUGCUGCAGCUGCUGUGACAGCCCAGACCAUGCAGGCUGGCAGGAGGCCAUGCACCCCGAGUUCUGCCCCCACGCUCAAGGGCAGAAGGGGGACCCCCAGGGCCAGGGUGAGGAGGAGCCAGUAGGGCCUGGGGACGGUGCCAACACCUAGUCAGCAGGGUCUGAUUUUGAGCCUCAGCCUCCACUUCAGCCCCAGAGCUCCUGAUAGGAACAUGCCUGCCCCAUCCAGGCAGGGGGGUGGCAGAAGUGGCCCCUGAACAGGAGCCAGAGUGACCAUGAUGCUGGUGUCACCUGCCCCCGAACCCCUGCUGCCAGCAGAGAGCGAGCAGGGGGGACAGCUAUGCGGACGCUCCCCCAGGUGGCUCCCGAGGUGGCCAGCGGCCUGUGGGUUCACGGGGGCCUCCACCUCCCCAGAACGCUGUGCCCGAGGCCUCGCCGUCCUGGCGGGGCUCCGCUCUUUUCAGGCCCUGUACCAGCCACUGAGUUCAGGAAGGAGCAGAAAAUCAGAAGAGGGUGGGCUCAGGACACAGGGGCAGACACACCUUCCCGGCUGAGCCCCUGCAUGCGGGGAAGGGAGCCAGGCUGUGAGGUGCCCCAGGGUACCCCAUAGAGUGCACGGGUGCGUCCCCAGCUGACACCCUAAGGGCAGCACCCGCCCUGCCCGUCUUAGGGUCCUUCAGAGUCCUUCCUCCUCCACAGGCUACCCAGACCCCCCAGGUGUUUAAAGGCAGAUAUCCUGCAGUGGAGCCUACAGAGGCCCCACGGAGGCCUCUGCCAAGUGCUUAUCAGACAGAGAGGGCUGCUGGGUGUGCAUGUGGGGAGAGCCCACCGCCAAAGAUAAGCCCACAAUCCACGCGGCCAGCUGCUCGCGCUGCCCUCUGCCUGAUAGAGUGGGGCUGUGGGGUGACACAGCCUAGACCCUGUAGUGGCGGCAGGAGGGAUGGGCAUCUGCCAUGGAAGGGCGGCAGUGCUAUGACCUCCUGGUGAUUGGCGGGGGAUCCGGCGGCCUAGCCUGUGCCAAGGAAGCCGCUCAGCUGGGGAAAAAGGUGGCCGUGGUGGACUACGUGGAGCCUUCCCCCCGAGGCACCCGGUGGGGCCUUGGUGGCACCUGCGUGAACGUCGGCUGCAUCCCCAAGAAGCUGAUGCACCAGGCGGCGCUGCUAGGGGGCAUGAUCCGCGACGCCUCCCACUACGGCUGGAAGGUGGCCCAGCCCCCGCACGACUGGGGGAAAAUGGCAGAAGCCGUUCAAAACCACGUGAAGUCCCUGAACUGGGGGCACCGGGUCCAGCUGCAGGACAGAAAAGUGAAGUACUUUAACUUCAAGGCCAGCUUUGUCAACCCACACACGGUUUGUGGUGUCUCAAAAGGUGGGGAAGAGACUCUGCUUUCGGCCGACCACAUUGUCAUCGCCACCGGAGGGCGACCGAGGUACCCCACGCACAUCGAAGGUGCCUUGGAAUACGGGAUUACGAGUGAUGACAUCUUCUGGCUGAAGGAGUCCCCUGGAAAAACGUUGGUGGUUGGGGCCAGCUACGUGGCCCUGGAGUGUGCUGGCUUCCUCACUGGGCUCGGCCUGGAUACCACUGUCAUGAUACGCAGUGUCCCUCUCCGGGCCUUCGACCAGCAAAUGGCUUCCUUGGUCACAGAGCACAUGGCUGUUCACGGCACCCGAAUCCUGAGGGGCUGCACCCCCUUGAGGGUGGAGAGGCUCUCAGACGGGCGACUCCAGGUCACCUGGGUGGACCUCGCCUCCGACAAGAAGGACACAGGCACCUUUGACACCGUCCUGUGGGCCGUAGGCCGAGUUCCAGAAACCAGAGGUCUGAAUUUGGAGAAGGCUGGUGUGCGUACCAACCCCAACACUCAGAAGAUCCUGGUUGAUGCCCAGGAAGCCACCUCCGUUCCCCACAUCUAUGCCAUCGGAGACGUGGCGGAGGGACGGCCAGAGCUGACGCCCACGGCUAUCAUGGCCGGGAGGCUCUUAGCCCAGCGGCUCUGCAGUCGGUCCUCAGACCUGAUGGACUAUGACAACGUCCCCACGACGGUCUUCACACCGCUGGAGUAUGGCUGUGUGGGGCUGUCAGAGGAGGAGGCCGUGGCUCGCCAUGGAGAGGAGCGUGUGGAGGUUUAUCACGCGUAUUAUAAACCACUGGAGUUCGUGGUGCCUGAACGGGAUGCGUCCCAGUGUUACAUAAAGAUGGUGUGUCUGCGGGAGCCCCCACAGCUGGUGCUGGGCCUGCACUUCCUUGGCCCCAGUGCUGGCGAAGUUACUCAAGGAUUUGCCCUGGGGAUCAAGUGUGGGGCCUCCUACCAGCAGGUGAUGCGGACGGUGGGCAUCCACCCAACCUGUGCCGAGGAGGUGGCCAAGCUGCGCAUCUCCAAGCGCUCGGGCCUGGACCCCACCGUGACCGGCUGCUGAGGCUAAGCGGCCAUCCCUAGACCCAGGGUGCUCAGCAUGACUUCUGCCCCCACGGCCAGGCUCAGCAGAGGCUCAGAGCCAGGUACGCAUGCCAGGCAGGAUGCUGGAGGCCGAGCCCGGGUGAGCCUCGCCCCUGCCCAGUGCAUCUGGACCAACGCCGAGCACCCUGCAGGGAUGGCCCAGGCCUGCAUCUCGCACCCCCACCCAUGCCAGAUGAUGACGACUUGCUCAGAAACCCCCCGCGGGCUGCCCACGUCUGAGUUCACUGGCGUUUCCAGGGCACAAAUAAAGAGGGUGUUUUCCGGAA